This is a messenger RNA of Podospora anserina S mat+, 852 nucleotides long. RefSeq lists its product as uncharacterized. The transcript is spliced from 2 exons. Lineage: Eukaryota; Fungi; Ascomycota; Sordariomycetes; Sordariales; Podosporaceae. The annotation marks the transcript as partial. Gene Ontology annotation, molecular function: 2 iron, 2 sulfur cluster binding. The record is from RefSeq and is a predicted model, not a curated record.
AACAUUGCACACCGACAGCCACGCCUUGCGAGUCUUGGUCUCCCCGUCACCCGCUCGAAUAUCUACCAAUACAACAACAUGUCGACUAUUCGCGAAAUCACCAGUCUUUCGAACUGGGAACAUCACGUCACCUCACUACCGCCUUCCACUCUCCUCGUGGUCUCUUUCCAUGCGCCAUGGGCCGCUCCAUGCGCGCAAAUGGCGACCGUUCUGUCGACGCUGGCGAGCGAGUAUCCCGUCACUGAACCACCGUCCACAUCAUGGGUGUCAAUCAACGCAGAGGAUCUUUCGGAUAUUAGCGAAACCUACAACGUGACAGCCGUUCCAUUUCUUGUCCUGAUUCGCAACGGACAGGUGCUGGAAACCGUCAGUGGAAGCAGCGCCGUCAAGGUGCGGAAUGCCAUCGAAGCCCAUGCCGCCAAGGCCGGCGCCCCAGUUUUGAAUGGCGCUGCGACUGCGACUGACGGCCAUGAUGGUGAGGUGGCAACCGAGGAGGAUCCAGAGAAGAAAAAGGAGGAGCUCUUCAAGCGUCUGGGAGAUCUUGUCAAGGCUGCUCCCGUGAUGCUCUUCAUGAAGGGCACUCCUAGCGAGCCCAAGUGCGGCUUUUCUCGGCAGCUAGUAGCUAUUCUGCGGGAAAACGCCGUCAAGUAUGGCUUCUUCAACAUCCUGGCCGACGAUGAAGUGCGCCAGGGCCUCAAAGAGUUUGCCGACUGGCCAACUUAUCCCCAGCUCUGGGUUGACGGCGAGCUGGUCGGAGGGCUUGAUAUUGUCAAGGAGGAACUGUCUAAUGACGCCGACUUCUUCAAGGCAUAUAGCAUCAAGUCCAACGGCGAGACUGCAGCCGCCUCGUGA